GAGCGUCCAAAUUCGUCCUCCCGUUCCGACAAGGACGAAGAACAAGGGAAAAAUAUAUGGAGAGAGAGAGUAGGUGCGAUUAGACCUUACAACGAAGAAGAAUGGCCACAACAAUGAGGUGGAUAGGGUUUCGCGAUUCAUAAUCUGGCGGCAAGUUUUCGAUGGACAUGCCCGGACGACGGUCGAAUUAUACUUUGUUGAGUCAGAUUCCGGACGAUAAGUUUCCCGCUGCCGGAGCUGGAGUGACGGCAUACGAGUCUCACUCAGGGGAGAAGAACAACGGGAAGGGUGACAAGGGAUUUGAUUGGGACUUCACUGAUCAUCGAAUGAUUCAGGCGCAGAAUCGGAUCGGGACGCCGGGAUUCCCGUCGUCGAUUGGAUCGCUGAGACAAUCCAGCGGCAGUAGCUUCGGCGAGACAUCAAUCUCUGGUGAUUAUUACAUGCCGUCGCUCUCGAAUCCAGAUGCAUCUUAUAGGCAGUUAAAUGGUGGCAGCGGCGAGCUGAGGUUAGUAGGAGGCGGCUCUUCGUCCUCAAAGAGCUGGGCGCAGCAGACUGAAGAGAGCUACCAGUUGCAGCUAGCACUGGCGUUACGGCUGUCUUCUGAAGCAAGGUGCGCUGAUGAUCCCCAUUUUUUGGAUCCCGUGCCCUCACGUUUAACUGCUUCAGCAGAGCCCAUGUCCCAUAGGUUCUGGGUAAACGGAUGCUUAUCAUACUCUGACAAAGUUCCUGAUGGGUUUUAUUCAAUUCAUGGGAUGGAUCCUUAUGUAUGGAUUGUCUGCUCGGAACUGCAAGAAAGUGGCCGCAUUCCAUCAAUUGCAUCAUUAAAAGCUGCUGAUCCAUCCAUUUUACAUUGCGUGGAAGUGAUUUUGAUUGAUAAGCAUAGUGACUCCAACUUGAAGGAUCUGCAUAAUCGAGUUCAUAGCAUGUCCAAUAGUUGCAUCACAACAGAAGAGGUUGUUGAUGAGAUCGCAAAGCUAGUUUGCAACCACAUGGGGGGUGCAACAUCUAGUGGAGAAGAUGAUUUGGUUCUUAUCUGGAAGGAAUGCAGAGAUGACCUAAAAGACUGUUUAGGGUCUGUUGUGAUACCCAUUGGUAGCAUGUAUGCGGGUCUUUGUAGGCACCGAGCUUUGCUUUUUAAAGUACUAGCUGAUGCUAUUGAUUUACCUUGUCGAAUUGCCAAAGGAUGUAAAUAUUGUGAUAGAGAUGAUGCCUCCACAUGCCUUGUUCGUUUUGGACCUGACAGGGAGUACCUGGUUGAUUUAACUGGAAGGCCAGGGUGCUUAUGUGAGCCUGAUUCCUCACUCAAUGGUCCAUCUUCCAUUUUGAUUUCUUCACCAUUGUGCUUUCCCAGAUUCAGACAGGUUGAAAAUUCAACUGUUUUUAGUUCAUUGGCCAAACAGUAUUUCUCAGACAGUGAAUCACUUCAUCUUGUGUUUGAUGAUUCCACCACAGGAACUGUCAUUGAUGGAGAUGCGAGUGCUCCCAUCUGCACUAAACAAACAGACACAGAUUACAUUGACAGAACAAGCUGUAUGCCCAGUUCAAGCAAUCAAGAUGAUAUCUCAAGAUUACCUUUGCCUCCUGCAAAUGCUAGGAGAAGAGUCCGUGAUAAAGAAUCACAAUAUGCUGAAAUAUAUAAUCCUUCAAAUUUAUUUAGCCCACCGAACAUUGGAAUAGACAAACAUCCUCCUCCUAAAGUCCAAUCUGAUCCUAGGCUUGAUAGUCAUCUAGUUUCACGUAAACCGAGUAAGGAUCUUGCACUUGAUGUAGAAGAUCUGGAUAUUCCAUGGAGUGAUCUUGUUCUGAAAGAGAAAAUUGGGGCAGGUUCUUUUGGUACGGUUCUCCGUGCGGAUUGGAAUGGCUCUGAGGUUGCUGUGAAGAUUCUAAUGGAACAAGAUUUUCAUCCAGAGCGAUUACAAGACUUUUUACAAGAGGUUGCAAUCAUGAAGCGUUUACGGCAUCCAAAUAUUGUUCUCUUCAUGGGCGCCGUUACACAACCUCCGAAUUUGUCAAUAGUUACAGAAUAUUUAUCGAGAGGUAGUUUGUAUAGACUUCUCCAUAAACAUGGCGAGGUGUUGGAUGAGAGACGUCGAUUGUGCAUGGCUUACGAUGUGGCAAAGGGGAUGAAUUAUCUUCACAAACACAAUCCUCCCAUUGUUCAUAGAGAUUUAAAAUCGCCAAAUCUUUUAGUUGACACGAAGUACACAGUGAAGGUGUGUGAUUUUGGUCUUUCUCGUUUAAAAGCAAACACAUUUCUUUCUUCAAAGUCGGCUGGGGGAACACCGGAGUGGAUGGCACCUGAGGUUCUUCGUUAUGAGCCAUCCAAUGAGAAAUCAGAUGUCUACAGCUUUGGUGUGAUACUUUGGGAGCUGGCGACGCUACAACAACCAUGGAGUAAUUUGAAUCCUGCCCAGGUCGUAGCAGCUGUUGGCUUUCAACACAAGAGGCUCGAAAUACCUCAUAAUCUGAAUGCUCAAGUGGCUAAAAUUAUCGAGGCAUGCUGGGCAAAUGAGCCUUGGAAACGCCCUUCAUUUGCAACUAUAAUGGAUAUGCUGAGGCCACUGAUUAAACCCGCUACUACACCUCAGCCUGGUCCUACAGACUCACAACUGCUUACAAGAAUGCCUGAAAAUUUUUGAACUUGUAUUACUGCACAUAGUUGAAAUUCAUUAGAGUUCUCAAUGGGUUUGAGGAAGACUCCUCUUGUUGUGUCAGGGUUGUUUGCUCGUGUAAAUAAUAGUUUGGAGUUGAGUAAUGGCCUGUUGAGAAAGCUUACAUAGUAUUAAGGUUCAAGCUGCUGCAGCCACAUCCCUUGUACACUAUGUAAUCUGGAAGUUAUUUUUUUUCAAUGACAGCAAUGUAGUGUUGGGAAUGGUUUUUGUUACCCAUUUGUAUCCAUAUGAUACGAUGUGCAUCUCCUAGGUUUCUAUGUCCCGAUACAUCGUCUUUUAAAAUGUUUAGUUGAAACAACCUAGUUAAACAAGAUCAAACCCGAGUACUUUGAUAGAGUGCAAUGGUUCUCAUAG
Messenger RNA from Cuscuta campestris, 3026 nucleotides. NCBI's taxonomy places the organism in Eukaryota, Viridiplantae, Streptophyta, Magnoliopsida, Solanales, Convolvulaceae. The record is from the annotation of a GenBank genome assembly.